This is a messenger RNA of Microthlaspi erraticum, 669 nucleotides long. The record is from the annotation of a GenBank genome assembly. NCBI's taxonomy places the organism in Eukaryota, Viridiplantae, Streptophyta, Magnoliopsida, Brassicales, Brassicaceae.
AUGAACCCAACGGAUAGGAAGGGCAAAGGUAUUGCCAUUGACGAUGGUGACGAGACGAUUGCUUCUAUUGCGCGUCGGAUGCGAUCUUCCGCUCAUCCGGAGACGCUUCUCGGUGGAGCCAUCCAAGCGGAUGCGGCGGAACGUCGCAGGAGGACGCCGGUGGAUGAAGCGGCGGCCGCUGCUGAGGCCGAGAGGGUGGUUGAAAGGGCUGAGAUGGAAGAGGCGAUGAGAAUCGCCGCGGAAGCCGAACGUCGGGAGGAGGCUGAAAGAGCGAGACAGAGGGAUGGAGAAGAGUCCGACUCCGGUGACGAAACCAAUUCCGAUUGUGAUGAUGGGACGCCGCCGGGCCAUCCAGAUGUGGAUCAUGAGGACAAUGAGGGAGAGACGUCAGGCCAAGCGAGGCUUGAGAGUAUUCCGGAUGUAAUUAAGAUGCCGAGUCGUACACCGUCGUCGGGCCUGAUCGAUGAUGGGAGGUCGUGGAUGACAGACGAGAUUCUUCAAGACCUCGUGGUGGAGGCCGGGUUUCCUAAUUCUGUGGAAUUUUGCAUUCCGGAUCAUCAUGAAAGACCCUAUACUUCCCCGGCGGGGUGGAUGUGCGUCUACGAGUGUUUUUUUAGGGGGUCUACAACCAUUAUGUGGCAUAGGAGUUACAUCUCGUACAAAACUUAA